UUUGAUGGUCGUUGGAGGGACGAUCCUAGGUCGUCCAUCUCCCCCAGUGUUACUCCCCGCUUCAUCUCUCGAUCCUAUUCAUACCCACCUUCUGAUUGAAUAGCCCUCGUGUCCGUCCGUCCUUUUCCAGCCUCACCGUUACCUCGAUCGCUUCCCUGCGUGUUGUUCCCCGCCGUUGAAGCUCCAGUCGUUCAGUCAACAUUCUCUUUUCCCACACCCACGAUAUCGAUUUCCGAUCACUUCUGGCGUCAACUAGGUUGGAGAAAGCACGGCUGGGUGGGGAAAGUUGUCGCUCCUGGAGCCUGGACAUGACGGUAGAUGGUCAGCGUGGCGCUCGCGGCGCAGUGCACGACUGAGUAUCUUGCGCCAUGCCAGGCGUCGUCGAGACCCCGGCCGGGCCUGUCAGGCCCGAGCUGGGAUUUACUGUCGCGCAUCAAAAGGUUGAGCUCGAGAUCGAUUUUGCGACCAAAAGCCUCAAGGGCAAAACUGAGAUCACGAUUCAUCCUCACUUUAAAGAUCUCCGCGUUAUCCGAUUGAAUUUCCGACAGGGCGAGCUGAGGCGUCUGAAUGUAAGUGGGAAGGUACCGACCGUCAAAUAUGCCGAUCCAUACGAGUCACUUCAGAUUUACGGCCCUCAUUAUCACCAGCGCCUUUCGACCAAGAUAGAGGGACUGCUCAAAACUCCUCCGGAGCCUGACCUGCUCGUGACGAUUCCCAAGAGCGUUCGGAUUGACGAACUUGAUCCCUCCUCGGUCGAAGCCCAGGACCAAAUGACCCUACGCGCCACGGGUUCCGCAGAUGAUGCAGAAGGGCCUCUAAGCUCCAAGGCGGCCGACUCGUCGCUUCCACGCUUCACGGCACUGACCAUGUAUAUCGAAUUCGUCAUUGAGAAUAUACGGGAUGGACUGCAGUUUGUCGGGUUAGAAACUGGCGACAGACGCUACCCCCACGCUUACACAACGAAUUCUCUGGGAUAUGGUGCCGGAUGCCCUCUUUUCCCGUGUGUGGAUGACCCUUCGUCGCGUUGCACCUGGGAGAUGUCGAUCAAGUGCCCGUGCUCUUUGGGUGAUAUGUUCGAUCGCAAGCCUCGAGACCACUCCGGCAUCUCCGGCUCCAGUCGCCCGAAACCCUCGUCUGGAUAUGAUCGAUAUAUCGCUUCGGAUGAUGAGACACUGGAUUUGUCCGUGGUUUGUUCUGGGGACCUGACGGAUGAGAUUAUCGACCCCAGAGACUCCACCAAGAAGACGGUUUCAUUCGCGUGCUAUUCACCCCUUUCUGCCCAGCAGAUUGGAUUUGCCGUCGGUCCAUUCGAAUAUGUGAACCUUUCCGAUUUCCGCGAGAGCGACCAAGAUGAGCAGCUUGGUCUCAAUGCCAUCCCACUGCAUGCGUUCUGCCUCCCAGGAAGAGGGGAUGAAGUCAGAAAUACCUGCUUUCCUAUGGCGAAGGCGAUCGAUUUUUUCUCAUUGUCUUACGGUUCGUACCCGUUCGCUAGCUACAAGAUAUGCUUCGUGGACGACACACCUGAAGCCACGUUACCUACGGCUUGCCUAUCGAUCUGCAGCAGCCACCUCUUGUUUCCCGAAGAUAUCAUCGACCCAAUGUAUGACUCUACCCGCAGUCUGGUUUAUGCCCUGUCGUGUCAGUGGAUUGGCGUAAAUAUCGUCCCCAAGGAGCCGACAGACACCUGGGUAACUGUCGGCGUCUCUUGGUAUAUCACGGAUACGUUCAUGAGGAAGCUUUGCGGGAAUAAUGAAUAUCGAUUUCGAUUGAAACAGAUGUCUGAUAGAGUAUGUGAGCUGGACUACGAACGUCCAUCGCUCUAUGACAUGGGAACCAUCUUAAAAAUAGAUUCGUCGGAAAUUGACUUUAUUGCACUCAAGGCUCCUCUCGUUCUUUUCAUCCUGGACCGGAGACUUACCAAGGCGAGCGGCAAGGCAACGAUGUCUCGCAUCAUAUCCCGUCUUUUCCUGAAUUCGCGGAUGGGCGAUAUACCCAAUGGAGCGGUCACCACCUCUCUCUUCCAAAGAACAUGUGAACGGCUUGGUCACGCCAAGCUCGAUUCCUUCUUUCAGCAGUGGGUAUAUGGAGCUGGAUGUCCUCGGUUCCAAGCCACGCAGCGAUUCAAUAAGAAGAAGCUCGUGGUCGAGAUGAUGAUCCGACAAGUACAAGCCGAUGUCCCAAGCACGCGCGACUUGGAUAAGAAUGCGUUCAUGCGGGAUGUCAAAGAAGAGAUUCGAGGCGUCUACGCUGGAAUUGUUCAACCGGUUUUCACGGGUUCUAUGACCAUCCGGAUCCACGAAGCUGAUGGCACGCCUUAUGAGCACAUCGUCGAAAUCAAGGAGGGCGUUACCAAGUUUGACAUCCCCUAUAAUACGAAAUACAAGCGUCUGAAGAGGAAUAAGCGGCAAAAGGAGCGUGCAGCUGCUGUUAUAGGUGGUGACCCAAAUGCCGAAGCGCAGGAAGACGUUUUGCUUUAUUGUCUUGGCGAUGUUUUGCAGAGCGAGGAGGAGAUGGAAGAGUGGAGGCUCACGGAAUGGAGCAAGGAAGAUGAAGACAAGAUGGGGCAGGAAUCUUACGAGUGGAUCCGCAUGGACGCAGAUUUCGAAUGGAUAUGCAAGCUUUCGCUGGCGAUGCCAGGGUACAUGUACCUCUCCCAGCUUCAACAGGAUCGAGAUGUCGUCGCCCAGCUGGAGUCCGUGCAAUACAUGGCGAUUCAGAAACCACACAGACUCAUUUCCACGAUCUUCCUCAGAACGCUGAUGGAUCGGAGAUACUUUUACGGGAUUCGGGUCGCUGCCGCCCGAGGUUUGGUGACGCAUGCAGCGGAGGAGACCAAAUGGGUGGGAAUGUUCCAUCUUGAGAGAGCUUUCCAAGAGCUUUUCUGUCUUCCAGGGUCCCCAAUGACUCGCUCGAAUGACUUCUCUGACAGGGCGGCGUACGUUCUCCAGCUAGUCAUUCCAGAGGCCAUGUCACAAAUACGCGACCUUAACGGCAAAACGCCGAUGCGCGUCAAGCGUUUCUUGUAUGACAAGUUAAAGUUCAACGAUAACUCCAAUAACGAGUACUCGGAUAACUUCUAUGUCGCAACCUUGAUGGAAUCGCUGUGCCAUGCCAUGCUGGGCAAAGUCGAAGAGCCUGAUGUCAUGGACGAUUUUGAUAUGGACCGUGUGUUGGAGGCCCAGGCCGAAGAACAGUUGGAGAAAGAUGCUAUAGCUGAGCUCGAUAGGUAUCGCAGGAUGGACGAAUGGUCGAGCUCUUUCCAGAACAUCUACUCGCGGGCGGCUUUGCGCUGCCAAAUGCGUCUCAUGCAGGCCAAGAUUUUGAAUCUCGACAUCAUGCAAUUCCUACCAUACACUCGCGCUGGAACAUACGAUCUCCUUCGCUUGGAUGCGUUCGAAUGCAUGGUUGAGCUUGACAUCUUCCGGAACCCGGAACUACUGCGAUGGUUCAUCUUUACCAUGUCAAGCGACUCUUCUGCCUGUAUCAGGCGCCGGCUUCAUAGCCUCUUUGGAAAGGCCCUUGCUCCAGUCGCGUUCGGCCGCGAAAUAAAGACUGAAGCCCCCGCCACCGAGACCACCAAUAAUCUAAUUAUCGAGCAAGAAUCCACGACUGAGGUCCGCCAAGCUGACCUUGCGCGGAGACAAACGGUUACUGGAGCCUUGAGUGCUCUGAAGAAGGAAGUUUCGGGCGAUCAGGUGCUGAAGGAGUCUCUUUGGGCAGCAUGCAAUUCCCCGUGCAUUGGGGUGCUUGAGCUCUCCGAGUUCACCGAUCUGUGCAAGGUUCUCUAUGACGCAAUCACAUCUCGAAUGGUAUCUUUGAAAUACCCGCGCUAUUGGAGCGUGAAGCAUCUCGGAAGGGGACGAAUGCACUUCUUCCGGUCAAACAAAGUUCGCACGACGCUUACGUCGUCCAAAGAUCCUACAGCCGUGAAACGCAAGCGAGAGGAACAGGGAAUGCCACCCCCUGGUCCCCGUAUCACGUUCAAGCAGUCCAAGUUCACCUCUAGUGCUCCAACACCCAGCCCGAAACCGACAUCACAGCAGAUUCCAAGGCUGCAUAUUCCGAACCACUCCUCUCCUGCCCCCCCGGCGCAGCCAAAGACGACGACUGCACCAUCUACGCCCUCCACGCCCAGCGGCGGUGGUUUCAAGCUGAAAUUGAAAUUCGGCCAGAAGCCGAAGUGAUCGUCUUUAUAAAAUUCUAGAUACCAAUUACUCGUGUAGCUCGUUCUUUAUUGUUUGGACUAGGGAAAGGGGGUCAGGUCAAAGAGAUGCAUGGCGCGGGGUUUGAAAUGAGUUUCUUGUUCUUCUUAAUGUCUCUCAGACGAUUUUUUAUUCUUCUAUUCUGGGUUAUCUCCACAGGGUAUCUGGUUCAGUGGCCCAUGUUAUUGCUGGUGGGAUUUGGGCAUUGAUUGUUUGCCGAGAGAUGAUAGAUGAUAGCUGUCAUGGAUCAUUUCUGCGGGUCAAUAUACCUCCCCGAAACUGUCAUAUCUGGUCUUCCAGAAGGUCGCACGUAUAUUUUCUCGUAAAUGAAGCGGUUCUUUUGUGGAAAGCGAGAUGCCAUCGAUC
This is a messenger RNA of Aspergillus sclerotioniger CBS 115572, 4568 nucleotides long. RefSeq names its product transcription initiation factor TFIID subunit TAF2. Gene Ontology annotation, cellular component: transcription factor TFIID complex. Bases 369 to 4184 code for a protein of 1271 amino acids. The record is from RefSeq and is a predicted model, not a curated record. Gene Ontology annotation, biological process: transcription initiation at RNA polymerase II promoter. Gene Ontology annotation, molecular function: RNA polymerase II general transcription initiation factor activity; transcription cis-regulatory region binding; chromatin binding. NCBI's taxonomy places the organism in Eukaryota, Fungi, Ascomycota, Eurotiomycetes, Eurotiales, Aspergillaceae. The transcript has 4 exons.